Acanthoscelides obtectus is the source of this 1263-nucleotide messenger RNA. The record is from the annotation of a GenBank genome assembly. NCBI's taxonomy places the organism in Eukaryota, Metazoa, Arthropoda, Insecta, Coleoptera, Chrysomelidae.
GGCAACCUUACACUGGAGGCCCCAUCCCCCCCCCUUAGUCCGCCACUGAAAGAAUUUCAAGGACAUCAGAUACUUGAAAACCCCAUUAAAAGUUAAACAGUCGAUAUCGUCCCAGUUACUACUCACUUGAUUACCAUGUUUGUUGUUUUGGUAAUUAUAAUUUAUUUUUAACAAGCACUUCUACUAUACAUCGCUUGUAUCAGAAGUGUGUUCGUUUUAUAAAUGAGUAUGACCAGUUCCUCAGAUAAGGGCCGUGUGCUGACUAGAGAAGAACGGUUUUCUUACCAAAAUGUAGACUUCAAGUUAGCGGAUGCAGUGAAGACUGACGUUAUUUACAAAUACUUCAGAGAUGCUAGUACAGAGGAGCCCAAAGUUCUGACAGAAGAGACGGUAGGAGAUGAACACAUGGAUAAAACAGUGCCAACGACUUAUAUCAUUCAUGGAUUUACAACUGAUGACAGUUCGCCAUGGUAUAAACCUUUCAAAGACGAGCUCUUCAAGUUGGGUCCACACAAUGUGAUCUAUAUAAACUGGCAGAAGGCUGGAAAUAAAUCAUAUUCUGUAUCCAGUGCGAACAUUGAUCCUGUGGGAAAGUAUAUCGCCCAGUUUAUAGUUGCUUCCGGGGUAUUGAAAGAAAAGGUCCAUAUUGUGGGUCACUCAUUGGGGUCCCAGCUAGCAGGCUUCAUAGGCAAAUGGGUCCAGAAACUGUCCGGCAAAAAAAUCGGUAGGAUAACUGGCCUAGAUCCUGCUGGGCCCAGGUUUGACUACCCUGAAGCCCCACCUACGAACAGGCUUUGUGACACUGACGCUGACUUUGUUGAUGUGAUACAUACUGACAUUCAACAUUAUGGAUACACUCCACCUUUGGGACACGUGGAUUUUUACCCUAAUGGUGGCAUGGAUCAACCUGGAUGUCCUCCUCGCCAAAUUGAUGUAAAAUGCAACCAUGGAAGAGCUGUAAGGUAUUUUAUUGAAUCUAUGUACAUACAGGCGAAAGCUAAAGAAGCAAAUUUUAUCGAAGCAAACGAUUAUUAUGUUCAGAUAAACGUAAAAAACAAUCCGAAAGAAGCGAUUUUUGGAUAUUUUGCUGAGCGUUCUUCCAGAGGUGUAUUCUAUCUGGAAACCAAAAGCAGUGUACCUUAUCUGAUUGUGUGAAUGUUGUUUUCGCUCAAUAAAUGUUUGUGUUACUGUGUGCUUUAUUACUUGUUUUUGUGCAUACGAAACGAAUCUUUGUCUGUCUAUUCGUCCGUACCUCGUAAUCCC